AUGGGUCAGUAUAUUUUUACGGCCUCACUCGUUCGGCCAUUUGACUGCGGGAACCAUUGGGACUCAGGGGCUAAAUUACUCGACGACGAAGGAUCCUUUCGACGACGAAGCAUCCUUUGGACCGACCGACCUUACUUCAAGGGAAUACCAACAGGCGAACAAACGCACGACCUCCACGUUUCCCACGAGUCUGCCGGCUCAUUCCCAGCAUAUCCGAUCGCGGCUUGGAAAUCCCGUCUGGUUGUCGAACGAAGCCUUGCUGGAUUGUUGACCUCGAGUGGAAAUCGAAGCAUCAUGAGGGCCCAAUUCUUCUCGCUACUCUUCCUAUUUCUUGCGGGCCUUUCAGCCGCGUGGCCGUGGCCGGAAUGGAUGCCAGAAAUGGACUCGCUGAUCGUGAGGCAGGACACGGGGGAUAAUGAGGCUCAAGCAACUCCUACGGCCCCUAAUGACGCCGCAAGACAAACAACCCCCCCGGCAAACAACAACAACGACUCGGACACCCCUAACAACAACGCCGACGCGGACACCCCAAACAACAACGCCGACGCGGACACCCCAAACAACAACGCCGAGUCGGAACCCCCGACUAGAGCAUCCGAUUCUGGUUCUAGAAGGACCUCCGCAGCCCCGUCCCGCAAGACUUCCUACGACGCCCGCCUCCCAGCCGGCGGCAUCGCCCUGAUCACGCCCGCCGCAACAUCGACGCCCUACUUCAAGAUCGGAGACUACGUGACUUUCGCCUGGAACUACACUUCGCUUUCCUCAACCCCGACGGCGCUGAAUAUCAUGGCGACCUGCUCCGCCAACUCGCAGCUCUACACGCUAGCAGUGAACCAAACGAUCACCAACGCCACGGGCGCCGUGACCUGGGAUACGGGCAGCUACCAGGCGACGGCCGUGCAGAACCCGCUGCUGACCCAGACCUACACGCUCAUCAUCUACGACGUGGACAGCAGCAUCAGCGCCCCAGCCGCGGCUGGCUAUCUCCGCCCCUUCAACAGCUACAGCUUCGGCAUGUACGUGCCGCAGCCGUAUACGCCGCUCACCGAGUUCUCGUGCGCAACUUGCACCAGUGGGGCGUUGAGUGAUCUGGAGCGCAAGGCUCUCGGCAUGGUGCUGGGCAUGGGUGUGCUGACCGUCUUGAGCUUUACCUGGUUCGUGGGAGGCACCGGGGUGAUUUGGUAG
Messenger RNA from Drepanopeziza brunnea f. sp. 'multigermtubi' MB_m1, 1185 nucleotides. RefSeq lists its product as uncharacterized. Lineage: Eukaryota; Fungi; Ascomycota; Leotiomycetes; Helotiales; Drepanopezizaceae. The record is from RefSeq and is a predicted model, not a curated record.